AUGAACAACAAUUUUACAAGAAAUGGUAUGAAUGAUUCACCAUUUAGCAAACCAAAAAUGCCAACUUCAAGUUCUACAAUCAACCAAAAUCCUUUUAAUCAAGAUCUAUCUUAUUUUAGUUCAAAUUAUGGAAAACCUUCUGCAAAAACUAAACCAACUCCACAAAAUCCAUUUAAUGCAACAACUACAACAACAGCAGCGACAAUUACAAAAACCCCACCAAUCCUCGACUCCAAAAGCAAUCAAUUAAAUUUUUUAGAGUCACCCCCAUCUUUUGUGAACAAACCAAGAAAUGUAAAAAUAUUAAAUAGGAAUUCACCACCACCAUUGAUUUCAAAUUCGACAUUAUCAUCAUCAUCAUCACCAUCAGUACCAUCACCAUCAACCUCACAAGCAAUACAAGAUUUGAUGAAUACUCCACUUCCACAUAAGAGAUCUGGCUUUACUCAUCCAACAGUUUUUCCACAAUCUUCAUCAUUAUCUCUACCAUUGCCAUCAUCUCCCUCUCCAUCACUAUCGGCAUCAUCAUCAUCAUCAUCACCAUACUUUACUUUACCAAUUUCAACAACAAAAACCACUCCAACAAAUACAAACAAAACCACCACUACUACAACCACUACUACUACAACCACUACUUCACCACCAUCAACAAAAAACAUAAAUAAAACCACCACAACCACUACCUCACCAACCUUUUCAAACUUUAAUAAACAUUCUCAAGUAUCAAGAGGAUUUGAUGACUCACAACCCCUACACAGAAACACUUUCAUAUCCAAACCAACCACCACAACUACAACUACUACUACAACCAAUACCAAUAGUUUUAAUUAUAACAACAGCAACAAUAACACCCAAACCAAAAUAAAUAAAAACCAAAGUAAUAAUACUUAUAAUAAUAAUAAUAAUAAUAAUAAUAAUAAUAACAAUAAUAACUAUAAUAAAUCAAAAUUAUUUGAAAAAGAAAAAGAAAUUUUAAUGCCAUCACAAACCUUUUUACCAGACGAGAAUGAUCCAUCUUAUUCAUUGAUUUUACAAAUGAUGCAAGAAGAUAUUAUGGAAAAUGAUGAUAGAGAAAUGGCUAAAAAAUUGGGUAGUGAAGUAGAUGGUCCCUCUUCAUAUGAUAGACAAACUAGAACACCACCAAUUAAUUCCUAUUAUGAUUAUAAUCACUAUGACGAUGAUGAUUAUAAUGGUGGUGAUGGCGGUGGCGGCGGUGGUUAUGAUGAUCACUAUGAAUAUCGUGGUCAUAAUGUUAACGAUAUCGAUUUAUCUUAUGAAAAUUUAGUUCAACUCGAAUCAGUUGUGGUUGGUGCAACAAAGGAACAAAUUGCAUCAGUCGAAGAAACCCUAUAUUUAGAUCCAAUAAGAAGAAAUAAACAAAACAAAAAUACUCAAUGUCAAGAUACUCGUUGUGCCAUUUGUUUAUGUGAUUUUCAAUCAAAUGAAUUAAUUAAAGUACUACCAAAAUGUCAACAUUUUUAUCAUAGUGAAUGUAUUGAUCCAUGGUUUAGAGCUAGUAAAUUUUGUCCACAAUAUAUAAUAAAAAAAAAAAAUUCAUUCAAAAUAUUUUUAUUUAGUUUUAUUAAUUACGUUAUCACAUACUUGGAGGUUGUUGAAUGUGUUUUUUAA
This is a messenger RNA of Dictyostelium discoideum AX4, 1629 nucleotides long. RefSeq lists its product as hypothetical. Gene Ontology annotation, biological process: protein ubiquitination. Bases 1 to 1629 code for a protein of 542 amino acids. The transcript is spliced from 3 exons. The record is from RefSeq and is a predicted model, not a curated record. NCBI's taxonomy places the organism in Eukaryota, Evosea, Eumycetozoa, Dictyosteliales, Dictyosteliaceae. Gene Ontology annotation, molecular function: transferase activity.